CAGCUAUAACAACGCUCUUUGAGAAAGUAAAAGACCUAUUAAACCAUCAAACAGAAACUCAGAGGCUCUGGAAUGAACAAAUACAAAGCACAUUGAAUGAGCGCUUUAGCAAAUUAGAGCAGGCUGGUCUAAUUGACGAUGUGAGUAACCCCGAUAACAACCAACCAGCAAAUGACAUAGUAGUUGAUCAUGCAAUACCAAUAACUGUGUGCUCACCAUCGGAAAAAAGAGAAGAAACACCACAAGGCAAUAACGUAUCUAUUCCAACAUUUAGCAACCU
Molecule: messenger RNA, 280 nt
Organism: Dentiscutata erythropus
Lineage: Eukaryota; Fungi; Glomeromycota; Glomeromycetes; Diversisporales; Gigasporaceae
Source: the annotation of a GenBank genome assembly